AUGGCACAGAGACCUUGCUACAAGAAACUGCGGUUACUUGGUCGUCCAGAUCUGGCUCGAUCCAUAACCACUACCAGUGUCUACAAAGCGAGGAACUGUGUACUGUGGGUGGAUGAAAAGCUGCGGGUGAAGGUGACAGACAGCGCACUCUCCAGAGACCUGUACCCCCAGGACUACCACUGUCUCGGGGACAACGAGAACCGGCCGGUCAAGUGGUUGGCGUACGAGUCCCUCGUACACAGAACCUUCUCAGCUCCUUCCGAUGUCUGGUCGUUUGGAGUGCUGCUGUGGGAACUGAUCACCUUGGCCCAACAGCCUUACUCUGAAGUGGAUCCUUUCGAGAUGGCGGCUUACCUGAGGGACGGCUACAGGCUCGCUCAGCCGCUCAAUUGUCCAGACCAAACUAUUCGAAGUUAUGACCUGCUGUUGGAUCGCCGACCCCGAGGACCGCCCGUCCUUCUCCCAGCUGCUCGACUGUCUGUAUGAUUUCUCAAACGCGCUUGGACGGUACAUCUAGAUAGUUUCAGUGUUUCAUAUCACGUGUUUGUUAUAAGUAU
Molecule: messenger RNA, 557 nt
Organism: Homalodisca vitripennis (glassy-winged sharpshooter)
Lineage: Eukaryota; Metazoa; Arthropoda; Insecta; Hemiptera; Cicadellidae
Product: tyrosine-protein kinase RYK-like
Biological process (GO): protein phosphorylation; multicellular organism development; axonogenesis
Cellular component (GO): signaling receptor complex
Molecular function (GO): protein tyrosine kinase activity; ATP binding
Source: RefSeq, a predicted model, not a curated record